This is a messenger RNA of Boeremia exigua, 1865 nucleotides long. RefSeq names its product Mdm33 family-domain-containing protein. The transcript has 4 exons. NCBI's taxonomy places the organism in Eukaryota, Fungi, Ascomycota, Dothideomycetes, Pleosporales, Didymellaceae. Bases 132 to 1865 code for a protein of 577 amino acids. Gene Ontology annotation, cellular component: mitochondrial inner membrane. The record is from RefSeq and is a predicted model, not a curated record. Gene Ontology annotation, biological process: inner mitochondrial membrane organization.
GGGCGCCAGGGACCAGCGGCGCGUCAUUUGUGCUUGGCCGUCCAUGCUCGCAUUCGAGCACCGGAGAGGUCGGCGGAUUACCGAGACGUUUUUGUUGCUGGCGCUGAUGAGCAAGUGCAGCCACAACAAGCAUGAGGCCAUUGCUGCAGCAUGCUUCACGCUUCCACAAUGCAAAUGCAGCGACAAUAACAAACUCGAUUCGACCAUUUGGACGCUUCGUGACACAGUCGCCGUUAGUAUGCGUCACCCAGCAAGCGUCGACCGCCUCCAGGAGGAUUGAGGGGCCACAGAUUGGCAAUCAUGUGUUAGCAAGACGAGGGUAUCGGUUGUUCUCGAGCUCUGCAAGAUGGAAGGAGGAAAAGAGGCCGCCGAGCUCGUCUGAUCCAAUUGCCAUGCCACCGCCUGCAACCGAGCAGAAACCUACGCCAGCUUCUUCUGUCGAUCGAACACCAGAACAGCUUAUAGAACGACAAGAACGACUGCGAAGGGAGUGGGAGGAGCAACAAAGGAAAAGAGAAGAGGAAGCUCUACGAAAAAAACAACAGGAAGAAGAAGCUCGACGAAAGAGGGAGGAGGAAGAGGCUCUACGAAAGAAACGAGAAGAAGAGGCCUUAAAGAAGAGACAAGAGGAAGAAGCUGCAAGGAAGAGGCAAGAACAGGAUUCUCUGCGAAAGCGUGUGCCCGAUGAGCAAUUGCCCUCGCACCAGGAGCGUCAACGAUCAAACCUCGAAAAACGCUUUACAGCUUUGAUGGACGAUCUACUACCCAAGAUUGCCGUUGUCACACAAAAGGUCAAUACGUUUACAGGGACCGAUUACUCAGGCGUCGAAGCUCUCAGACGGGAGAUUCAGGAACAGGAGAAGCUUGUCAAAGCUCGUCGUCUUGCGAUCGAUUCUACCAAAGAAGCUCUUGAUGCCGCUCUUGAACAACAGGCUACCUCCCAGAAAGAAGUCGUUGCCCUUCUCGAGCGAAAACACUCCUGGUCCUCCAGCGAUCUCGAACGUUACAUGUCAUUGAUCCGGUCCGAGCAUAUUAACGACAAAGCUGUGAGAGAGGCUAAAGAAGCUGUGGAGGCUGCUGAGACUUCUUUGGAAGAGGCGCGAAGCUAUCUAGAGAAGAGAGAGCGUGCACAAUAUCAUGAAGAGCAGAUUUGGAGUGAUACAAUUCGGAGGAACAGCACCUGGGUCACAUUUGGUCUGAUGGGCGUGAACAUCUUCCUCUUACUCCUUAGUCUGCUGAUUCUCGAGCCAUGGCGCAGAAGACGGAUGGUACGCGAGAUCAAGACCGCACUGGAGGCUCAUAAGGCCGCCACUGAAACAGGACUCACCCCGACCUCAACCACCGCAUACAUAGCACCCAAUCCUGUGACCGAGCCAUCAGCUUCACAGCCUGAAGCGUUGACAGACAAAUCCAUCGACCCGACCGGCCCACAUGCGCCGACUGCAUUACCUGUCGUCAGAGAGCCAAGCACUGAAGAGUCGCCGACCGCAGGAACGGAGAUUCCGUUACGCAUCGCUGAUGAGGAUGGCAUCCAGAUCGGGAAUGUUAUUGAGGAGGCUGUAGAGCCUGCAAUUGACCCCGUAGUUUCUAGCGCUGCAUCUUUGCUGCCCGAGACUACAGAGACUUUGCCACAAGAGGCCGUUGACGUUCAGGAGGAAGACAGGAAGCCCCUUUCAAGAAGCGAAACGAUGUGGGCUAAGCUCGAUUUGUGGCAGAGCAAAGCUGUCGUAAUCGCGGAGGACAUCGUAAGCGACCGGCCCAUCUCGAUGCGCAGAGUCGACUUCACCACUGCAGUCUUGCAAGGCGCUGCUGCUGGAGCUGUAGUCGCGGCGGCCGCCAUCGCUUUACUACUAAGGCCACACUAA